This is a messenger RNA of Castor canadensis (American beaver), 818 nucleotides long. NCBI's taxonomy places the organism in Eukaryota, Metazoa, Chordata, Mammalia, Rodentia, Castoridae. The record is from RefSeq and is a predicted model, not a curated record.
GUCCACAGGAUUCUGGAUGUUUUCCAUGCACUUACCAUCGAAAAUGGAAGUCUGGCAGGAUGACAGCAUAAAUAGUCCACUACAGAGCUUGAGGAUGUACCAGGAGAAGGUGCGACAUCACUCUGGGGAAAUCCAGGACCUCCGAGGCAGCAUGAACCUGCUCAUUGCCAAACUCCAGGAGAUGGAAGCCAUGUCAGAUGAGCAAAAGAUGGCCCAGAAAAUAAUGAAAAUGAUUCAAGGUGAUUACAUCGAAAAGGCAGACUUUGCCCUGAAGUCCAUAGGGGCCAGCAUUGACUUUGAGCAUACAUCAGCCACAUACAACCAUGACAAGGCUCGCUCCUACUGGAACUGGAUCCGGCUGUGGAACUAUGCACAGCCCCCGGAUGUGAUCCUUGAGCCCAACAUGACACCUGGCAACUGCUGGGCCUUCGCGGGUGACCGAGGCCAGGUGACCAUUCGAUUGGCACAGAAGGUCUACCUGUCCAACCUCACGCUGCAGCACAUCCCCAAGACCAUCUCGCUGUCAGGCAGCCAGGACACCGCCCCCAAGGACUUUGUCAUCUACGGCAUAGAGACUCCUCCCACGGAGGAGGUGUUCCUGGGAGCAUUCCAGUUUCAGCCAGAAAACAUCAUUCAGAUGUUCCCACUCCAGAACCAGCCCCCCCGGGGUUUUGGUGCAGUCAAGGUGAAGAUCUCAAGCAACUGGGGGAACCCGCGCUUCACCUGCCUGUACCGUGUGCGUGUGCAUGGCUCCGUGGCCCCACCCAAAGAGCCACCUGCCUAGAACCCCUGCCUGAGAGAGAGUAAAGUUUAUUCUU